This is a messenger RNA of Gymnodraco acuticeps, 10180 nucleotides long. RefSeq names its product voltage-dependent T-type calcium channel subunit alpha-1H-like. Lineage: Eukaryota; Metazoa; Chordata; Actinopteri; Perciformes; Bathydraconidae. Gene Ontology annotation, biological process: positive regulation of calcium ion-dependent exocytosis; membrane depolarization during action potential; calcium ion import. The record is from RefSeq and is a predicted model, not a curated record. Gene Ontology annotation, cellular component: neuron projection; voltage-gated sodium channel complex; voltage-gated calcium channel complex. Gene Ontology annotation, molecular function: low voltage-gated calcium channel activity; voltage-gated sodium channel activity.
AAUGUACAACCUGUCCAUCAGUCCCUACUACAUGACGGAGGAGGGUGAGGAGAGCCCGUUGAUCUGCUCGGCCCCCCGAGAGAACGGGAUGCUGCGCUGCCACGAUCUGCCGCCCCACACAGAGGGCGGGGCCGAGUGCUCGUUGGCCGCUCCCCAACACAGUUCAGCAAUGAUGGGAAUGGGCGGGGCCAGUGUGAACGGGUGUGUUAACUGGAACCAGUACUACAAUGUGUGUCGCCCCGGGGAGUUAAACCCUCACAAGGGAGCCGUCAACUUUGACAAUAUCGGCUACGCCUGGAUAGCCAUAUUCCAGGUCAUCACACUGGAAGGAUGGGUAGAUAUCAUGUACUAUGUCAUGGACGCUCACUCCUUCUACAAUUUUGUAUAUUUUAUACUGCUCAUUAUCGUGGGCUCUUUCUUCAUGAUCAACUUGUGCCUCGUGGUCAUCGCCACCCAGUUCUCGGAGACGAAGCAGAGGGAGAACGCCCUGAUGAGGGAACAGCGUGCUCGCUACAUGUCCAACGACUCCACGCUCGCCAGCUACAGCGAACCCGGCUCGUGCUACGAGGAGAUGCUACGCUACAUCAGCCACCUUUAUCGCAAGUUCUCACGCAGGCUGCAGAGGAUAUACUCCGGGUGGCACAGUAAAAGGCGUAAAAAGGUGAACCCUAACGGCGGCGGUGCGGGCAGUAACGGGGGGGGGAACGGACACGGCCACGGCUCCAGCAGAGGGGGCGGGGGUCCGGGGAACGCUCUGUGGCUCAGACCCAUCCACAACCUCCUGCAGCACCAUCAGCACCAGCACUGUCGCCUCAGCAACGGGGGGCAGCACACCACCAUCACCGUGGCGACCGCCGAGCACACGGACGGAGAAGGAGGGGAGGAGCUUGAGAUGAAGUCGCUUCCUGUGCGGAGAGGAAGUACAAACGGGAAUAGCAGCGGGGGGCCGUCGGUCAUCACGCAGGGGAUGGGGGCGUUGCUGGGGCGACUGAACGGGGGCAUGAACUACCCCACCAUCCUGCCCUCGUUUGUGUGCAGCUACAGCAGCAAGACCCCGCCCCCCCACUCCCAGCACCGGGGUCACAGCCCGGAGCAUCACCCCCAAAACCACCCGGCGUCUGAACACACAGAGACACUGAACAAGCUCUACCAGCUCAUGGGACAGCACAGUCGCCAGCGGCUGCUGUACCAGCUGGCGGGCGUGGUGCCCAGCCCUCUGCUGCUGGAGCUGCUCAGCUGCCCUCAGUGCGCCCGCAGCCUGGAGACCCUGGAGCUGGAGCUGGGAGACCUGGAGGGAGGCAGGGGGGAGCCGGACGGACUGCACGACUUCCCCCAGGGGGGAGAUCUGAGAAGCGGUCGAGGUCGGAGCAGACGGCGAGGGGUCAGGGAGUAUAAAAACGGAGUGGUCGGGGCCUGGGUCGGCUUCAGGGACAAACUGAAGAGGAUCGUGGAAAGUAAAUACUUCAACCGAGGGAUCAUGAUCGCCAUCCUCGUCAAUACCCUCAGCAUGGGGAUAGAGUACCAUAAGCAGCCCGAGGAGUUGACUGAUGUUUUGGAGAUCAGUAACAUCGUGUUCACCAGCAUGUUCGUCCUGGAGAUGGGUUUCAUGCUGCUGGCUUUUGGCUUGUUCGGAUACAUCAAGAACCCAUACAAUAUAUUCGACAGCGUCAUCGUGAUCAUCAGUGUGUGGGAGAUAAUCGGUCAAGCAGACGGGGGGUUGUCCGUCCUGCGAACAUUUCGUCUGCUGCGGGUUCUGAAGCUGGUCCGCUUCCUGCCCGCCCUGAGGAGACAGCUAGUGGUGCUGAUGAAGACCAUGGACAACGUGGCCACCUUCUGCAUGCUGCUGAUGCUCUUCAUCUUCACUUUCAGUAUACUGGGCAUGCAUCUGUUCGGCUGUAAGUUCAGUCACGAGAUGGAGAACGGAGACACCGUCCCCGACCGCAAGAACUUUGACUCUCUGCUGUGGGCCAUCGUCACCGUGUUCCAGAUUCUCACCCAGGAGGACUGGAACGUGGUGCUGUAUAACGGCAUGGCCUCCACCUCUCCGUGGGCGGCGCUCUACUUUGUCGCUCUCAUGACAUUUGGAAACUACGUGCUCUUCAACCUGCUUGUGGCCAUCUUGGUUGAAGGCUUCCAGGCCGAGGGUGAUGCUAAUCGGUCGGAGUCGGACGAUGAGAAGAAAUCAGAUAACUUUGAUGAUGACGAGAAGGUAUCCCAGCUCAGAGACUCUGAGCUUAAAAUGUACUCUCUAAUGAUGACAGCCAACGGUCAUGUUGACCCUCGCGGCUCCAUGGCUCCUCCAAUAAUCAUGCGCACUGCAGCCACGCCCAUGCCCACUCCCAAGAGCUCCCUGGGACCCGAGUCUGUCCUCGGGGACGACCUCAUGUACAGAGAGGGGGUGCCUCAGUAUGCCGAUGCAGGACUGGGCUUUUCAGACUCAGGAAGUGUUCAUGCAGACUCUCGCCGUGGAAGCGCCACCUCCAUGGACCCCAUAGCCUACGACCAGCAUUCUCUGAGCCUCUCGAGUCCCGGCCGGCGCUCCCCUCUUCCCCCCCGCUGGGGGAGCCGUCGCUCCAGCUGGAACAGUCUAGGAAGAGCGCCGAGCCUCAAGCGGCGAGACACCAGCGGCGAGAGGGAGAGCCUGCUGUCCGGCAAGGGGGGGGAGGAGGAAGAUGGCGGGGAGGACAAGGGGGAGGCCGAGGGAAACAACAGACUGCGGCCGGAGACCCUGGAGCUGCUGCAGGCGUCCACUCUCUGCCCCUCCAUCACAGCCGAGUACGCAGACUGCAACGGGAGGACCUUGAACUACGACCCCCCCCUCGUGAACCCCGACCCCAAGGAAGACCUCUCGCCUGAUGAUGAAAUAGAUGAGGACAGUUCUUUCUGGCUCUGGCUCACAAAAGAGCUUCAAAACAUGAAGCCCAGCUGGUGCAAAGAGCGUGACGACUGGAACCUGUAUGUGUUCUCUCCAGAGAGCAAAUUACGUCGCUGGUGCCAAAGUGUGAUCUCUCACAAAUUGUUCGACCAUGUGGUUCUUAUUUUCAUCUUCCUCAACUGCAUCACCAUUGCUCUGGAAAGGCCUGGUAUAAGUAUUGAAAGCAAGGAGCGAAAGUUUCUGAGUGUGUCCAACUACGUUUUCACUGUGAUCUUCCUGGCAGAGAUGGCCAUAAAGGUUUUAGCGCUGGGUUUCUGCUUCGGGAAGCAGACGUACCUCAAGUCCAGCUGGAACGUUCUGGAUGGUUUGUUGGUGUUUGUGUCUCUGGUGGACAUCCUGGUCUCUCUGGCCUACACUGGAGGAAACAGGAUCCUGGGCAUCCUCCGAGUCCUACGCCUGCUCCGAACACUACGCCCACUGAGGGUGAUCAGCCGAGCUCCGGGGCUGAAGUUGGUUGUGGAGACGCUCAUCACCUCGCUCAGACCCAUCGGGAACAUUGUCCUCAUCUGCUGCGCCUUCUUCAUUGUCUUUGGCAUCUUGGGGGUGCAGCUGUUCAAAGGCAAGUUCUACCACUGUGAAGGUCUGGACACAAAGAAUGUCACCAACAAGUCCGACUGUCUGCAGGCCAACUACCGCUGGAUCAGAAGGAAGUACAACUUUGACAACCUGGUUCAGGCUCUGAUGUCUUUGUUCGUGCUGUCCUGUAAGGACGGCUGGGUCAACAUCAUGUAUGACGGGCUGGAUGCAGUGGGAGUGGACCAACAGCCUGUUAGGAACAACAACCCCUGGAUGCUGCUCUAUUUCAUCUCCUUCCUGCUCAUCGUCAGCUUCUUCGUGCUCAACAUGUUUGUCGGCGUGGUGGUGGAGAACUUCCACAAGUGCCGCCAGGACCAGGAGGAGGAGGAGACUCGCUUACGGGAGGAGAAGAGGGUCAAAAUGAUAGAGAAAAAGCGCAGGAGUAAGGAGAAUGGAGGGGCUGAAGCCAAGCAGAGGCCGUACUAUGCGGACUACUCCCCCGUGCGUCUGUACAUCCACACGCUGUGCACCAGCCACUACCUGGACCUCUUCAUCACCUUCAUCAUCUGCAUCAACGUCUUCACCAUGAGCAUCGAGCACUACAAUCAGCCAAAGUAUUUAGAGGAGGUUCUGAAGUACUGUAACUACGUGUUCACCUGCAUCUUCGUCGUCGAGGCCCUGCUCAAACUUUCGGCAUUCGGCAUACAAAGGUUCUUCAAAGACAGGUGGAAUCAGCUGGAUAUAGCUAUAGUGGCGCUGUCCAUCGUGGGCAUCGCGCUGGAGGAGCUGAAGAUGAGCUCAGCGCUGCCUAUAAAUCCUACCAUCAUCAGAAUCAUGAGAGUACUCAGGAUAGCACGAGUGCUGAAGCUCCUGAAGAUGGCCACAGGGAUGAGAUCUCUGCUGGACACCGUCAUGCAGGCGCUGCCGCAGGUGGGAAAUCUCGGUCUCCUCUUCAUGCUGCUGUUCUUCAUCUACGCUGCGCUGGGAGUGGAGCUCUUUGGCAGACUGGAGUGCACUGAGGACAACCCAUGUGAGGGUCUGAGUCGACACGCCACCUUUGCGAACUUUGGGAUGGCCUUCCUCACUCUGUUUCGAGUUUCCACAGGAGACAACUGGAAUGGGAUUAUGAAAGACACGUUGAGGGAAUGUCAUCCAGAGGAACUAAACUGCCUUACCUACCUGCCUUUGAUCUCUCCGAUCUACUUUGUCACAUUUGUGCUGAUGGCGCAGUUUGUGCUGGUCAAUGUGGUGGUGGCUGUUCUGAUGAAACAUCUGGAGGAAAGCAACAAGGAAGCUAAAGAGGACGCAGAGAUGGAUGCAGAGAUCGCCUUGGAGAUGGCCAUGGAGAGGCAACGCAAAUUAAGCACAACUUCCCACAACAGCUCAGCGGCAGGAACCUACGUUGGGCCGUGUCCAAAUUCACCUGGAGAGGAGGAAGAGGAGGAGGUGCAGUACAUCGACCCGGACCUGCUGUCGUCAAGGAAGAUGUCUGUAUCCAGGAUGCACUCUCUGCCUAACGACAGCUACAUGUUCAGACCCGUGCGGCCCGCCAGCGCCCCCUUCCCUCUGGAGGAGAUAGAGCUCCGCCCCCAGCCCCAGCAUUCAGGCUCGGUGACGUCGGUCCACUCCCAGCCGUGUGAGGGUCGCGCUCUGCUGCAGGUACCGGACGCCUCCCCCGUUCACCCUCGGUCACCUCCCACCCUUACCCUUCCCCUUCCCCGCAUCGCCCCUCCCACGCCCAGCCCCUCCCCACGGGCCCUGCGCAGACAGGUGGCAGUGAAAGUAGAUUCUGUGGAGUGCCAGAGUUAUGAGCAACAGGAGAGACCCCACCCUGCUCCCCUGCCUCCCCUCUCUUCUCACCCGUCCUCCCUGCCUCCUCCUCCUCCUCCCUCCUCUCCCUCACCUCUUCCACCUUGCUCCCCUUCAGCCGUCCCCCUCCCUCCCCCCUCUCCCCUUCACCCUCUCCUGUCCUCCCCUCUCCCUCCUCCGCCGUCUUCCCCCUCGCUCCUGCUCCCUCCGCCCCCCUCCCCCCGCCUGCGGAGACCCCGGCAGCUCUCGGGCGUCUCCCUCUGCGACCCGGCGGACGAGGAGGUGUGUCACAUCACCAGCUCCGCCCGCCAGAGGUGGAGGGAGGAGGAGGGAGGGGGGGGUAAGGUGGGACGCAGCCACUCCCUCUCUCCUUACAUCGACUCCUCCUCCCCCCCCGCCCCCCCACUGCCUCCCUCCUCCUCCAGGAGCGCGCUCAGCCUCCUCGGGGCGGUGCUGACGGACUUCAGGAAGGGGUCGAGCGCGGACAACCACGGCUUCACGGACGAGCCGCCAUCUUUGUCGGCCGGUUACCCCGACGACCACCGCCGCCACUCCAUUGAGGUCUGCCUCCCGCAGGCCGUCAUCACCGGGGACGACCGCGACUUCACCCCCCGGUCCGGUCCGGCGUUCCCCGUGAGGGUGCAGUCGGUCGGGGGCGGCCACAGGAAGAAGAAGAUGAGUCCCCCUUGUAUAUCCAUCCACCCGCCUUCAGAGAGGGAACACCACCAAAUCGCCUCACCCCCUAAACUGUCUGACUGCAGCAUGAUGUUGAGACGCAGGACGCCUUCGUACGACCCGAUGCACACCCCCCUCACACCCAUCCACGUGCCGCUGCAAACACACUCGCCAACACACACUCUGACUCUGUCCCGGGCGUCCACUCCCACACACACCUACACCCCGUCUCACGCCUCCACGCCCUCACACAUCCCCAUCAGCCCCAACAUCUUCAUCCAGCCGCACGCACCUCUCGUCCCCAUGUCUUUCUCGCAGACCCUCUCCCCCGCUGCGAGGCAGGACUACAUCCCCCUCCCCCAGUUCACCUUCGACCAACCGCAGUCCAGAUACAUGAGCGGCCUGUCUCCCGGCCUGUCAGACGCCGACACGGCCACAUGCUCCUCCCCCUUCGACAACAGACUGGGGAGCGGUGCGGGAUUCAGUGCAAAGAAUCGUAGGACCGCCCAAUGAACGUCUGGGCUUUUGCCUUCAGGAAUUAUUUGGUCCUAAAUCUCUGAAGUCGGAGUAGAGCGUCCUCUCAGCAGAGAUUGGUGCUGGGGAGAAAUGAAGAGGGAGAUGGAUUAUUUGUUUUGCUUCGACAACUAGAAAAGGUUUAUUCUUUCCAGAGACGCUGGUACAGACCUAGAAUAACACACGGUGGAUUUAUUUUCCGGGACGCAGCUUGAAGGACAGCAGAUCCUCGGCGGCUGUACCGGUCUAACAGGACCCACUGUACAUGGUGUGUUUGGGACUAAUACUAAAAACACACCAGGACUAAAGCCACCUAACUCCGUAGCCAAAGUUUUUUUUUGACACACUGUCCCCACCCACGCGAGCCAAUCAGGAAGCAGCGUCUGGCUGACACCCUCUGACCUUACACAGGAAGUGGUUUUGUGAAAUGCGAGCGUUGGGGGGGGGAAUUGUGGGAUAUGCAACUUCAGGUUUUCUACAGAAGUUCUGCUUGCCCCUCCUCUGCUCCUCGAUCACAUUGAUCAGAGCAGAAGUGUGUGUGUGUGUGUGUGUGAGCGUGUCUGCGUUUUCCUAUGUGCGAGUAUCGUCAAAUCUGUUGUCAUGGAAGUCGGCCAUGUUGUUCUUACGCCUGCAACGAGAGAGAGGGGAAGCAGGGCAGAGCUGUAGUGUAUGUUUAUUUGUGUAUCUGUGCAGUGUAAAUAAAGGAAAAUACUGUAUUUGGUGAGAUUAAAAAUAGCUCUAUCCAUAUGCACAUAUUUUUAUAGAGAUCUAAAAUGUUUUUUGCACACACAUUUGAAUUUCAAGUUGCUUGUUUUUUCCUCUGUUGUCCUCUUGUGAAUGUAUGUUUUCCGUUUCAAAAUCCGGAGAGAAGCGAGGGAGAUCAACCCUCCUCUCAACGGGAGGUCGAGGAUUGGGAUUUUAUUUUUCUAUUUUUGAAAAAGAGAAAGAAGAGAACAGGGAUGUGUUUCUGUAGCUGUGUCUCAGAUUUCUGUGUAUUUGAUGUCUAGAUUACAGUCCUAAAGAGGCGGGCUCAGUGAUGCAAGCCAAAUUCAUUUAAAGAGGUUUUUCAGCCUUGACAUUUUGUGUACAUGUGUUGAGACCUAGCUUAGCCACAUCAAAAUAUAAAUGUGGCUCUUAUUCAAAAGUAUUUCCCUUGUAGUGAAGUAAAGCAUUAUAUCCAACACACAAACUAAAUGAUUUACUUCAGUGUAUUUAUUUGUUCAGAUAAAGUAUACAACUGACUUCUUACCUAAAGGAACAUUUAAAACACUAACAAAAUCCAGUAUUAUCCACUUUAGAAUCCUUAGAAAGUCGUCUCUGAGCCCCCCCCCUUCUGCAGCUGUUUUCAUGCUGGAUACACCAGUUAGUGUUUCUGUGCAUCAAAAGACAACCAAACUAACUUAUUAAAUAUGUGUAGCCAGAGUGCAAUAAUAAUAUAUACUUGUGGAGAAUAUAGUGACAUCCACAACAUAAAAAACAACCACACUCUCGUGUUAGUACAUACUGUAGAACUACUAUAUAAUAUAAACCCAUUUUUCUAUGAUUGAGAGUAUUUAUAUCCGUAGUGUUACUGUAGGUACUAGCCCCCUGGGUGGGGCUGUAAGCAGUGUUAGGUACUGUAGAUUUAUUUAAAAAAGCUCCAGCCCACCAUAUGUUGGCGUUACUGUAAACAGAAGGGAGGACUCUCAUUUACACCCCUCAAUUUUAUUUCCCCCAUUAGAUCGUAAUAAGACAACACCAACCUACAUGUCAUGCAUCCCCUAUGGUGUGAACGAACAGCAUCGUCCUUCCAGUGCGUGAUUGUUUUCCUGCCGAGCCAUACCUUUAUUACGACACAGCACAAUAUGUAUUUAAGUCUAUUUUGUGCACAGUCUGGUUAGGCACAGGUACAUAAAGAAGCAUGCUUGUAAACUACUCAUUUACUACUGAUUCCUCUUUUUAAAGGCAGCUGGCCGGGUGGCGUCUUUAUUUAUUUGUGAUCAGCUUGUAAGAUGCACAACUCCUCAGUGAUUUGAGUGGAAACCAAAGUGCUUUGAUGCUGCACCGUCAUCACCACAGGCCCAUUGUUCAAAUACUUACAUUGUAUUCAUGUAUAUGUAUUGGCAACCAAAUUGUGUUUAAUUGAUUAGCAGAUUAACAACUGAUAUUGGUACAAACUCGUAUUUAAGCCUUUGAGUUUAUUGACAUGUCAUAUAUCUUUGUGGGAAUUCAGUUAAAUAAAAGGACAGAUCUUGUUAUGGUGAUUUGUCCGAUUCAAAUUGGCUGAAAAUAGCAUUAAAAGGCUGUAGAAAAAAUCCCUUAUAAACAUUAGAUCAGAUUAUGCUUCUCCUUCAACAUCCGCAUCACCUUUAAAUCUCCCAAGCAGUACGCAUGUAAAAGAAAAAAGAAGAAACUUGUUUAUGUUAGCUUCAGCUUACGACACAUCUUGACCUGUGUGUACUACAGCGUGGUGCUUUGUUGUCAUCAUUUCAAAGUUCGAUAAAGUUUGGUUUCUCGCAAACACAGAAUGAAAAGCUCUUGGACAAUAAAAUCACAGUUAUAAAAAAAGGUUGCUGCUUGUGAACGCAGCUUGUUAAUCUUUUGAUAGCGCUAUUCUUCCAGUUCUGAGAUGUUGUCCUCCCUCCUGUACAUGGCACAGUUGGUCGUCCCCUGGUUUGAAAAUGUAUGUGGUCGAUCACACUGUUACUGUGCAACCGCUUUGUCCUGUUUUGUGUCCUCUUCCUGGACAGAUUGUCAGCAAUGAGAUGUUUUAAGUAGUCUGAAGACGGCCUCUUUCUGUCCCACUCUUAUUUAACUUAGUGCAGACCACCCCGAUCUACAGCGUAUCGCCAUAUUAAUCGACACAGUUUGGUAGAGUGACUGCAUAAUUGUUCUUACAGAUCUUUGGAUCUCAGUAUUUAAAUCCUGUUUUUGAGGAAACAGUUUUGACUAUUGCAUGUUCUGAUUUACGAAAAAAAAAAUCUUUUGGGAAAGAAUCAUCUGGAUGUUUUAGAGAUUUUGAUAUUUGCAUUUUCAGAUGUUUCCAUUUGUAGAUUGACUACCUAAUUGCACUGGGCUGAUUAAAUGACCCUAUUCUUUAUUGUCCAAUGCAAUAGGUGGUUAUUUGCUGUAUGAGGACAGAGCUUGUCUUUAUACAGUUUUUUAGAGAGACAUGGAAACAUAGCUGGUUCUAUUUUUGUUCAGAACCGACGUUAUUUAAUGUUGAGGUGAACCUUUUUUCACUGUUUUCUCCUGAUACUCUAAAUGCUAGAACUCUAGUGAUGGUGAAGCUAAUUAACUGAUAUAUAUAUACAUAUAUAUAUAUAUAUAUAUAUUUGAUGUAGGGGUAGCCUCCGCCCUGAGAUAAGGAUACAGAUGACUCGUGUUCUCUGGGUGACACUGAGCUGCUCCGGCUCCCAAAAAGUUCAAACUGACAGAACUUGACUUUGACGAAUCAGAAGCCUUGUGUUUUUCUUUCUUUAUUUUUACAACCCUUAAGUGAUUGCCCCCAGACACCCCCAAACCCCCCCAAGCCUUACAAGGAGGGGAGGAGGUGUGUUUUAUCUGUCAGAGGAGAGUGUCUGCAAUAAUAAGCCCUCCAUUAGAAGGGAGGGGACAGGGGAGGAGUUUUAAAGGCUCGACACACAGUCGGACUCUGCAUUGUAUCGUUGCUGAUUAUUGUGUGAUGACCAACCGUUGUCCUGAAGGAUGUUUCCCUGUCAAUUAAAAAAUACAAGAUUUUUUUAUUCCUGA